UGUUUCCAAAUUUUCUUUAUUCCACUUAUAAUAACUAGUAGUUUCUUGAUGAAUGAAAUGAACUAGAAUACCUUGCCCAAAAAAUAACAACUAUCCCCACAUUUGAAUAUUUCUCCAACGUUAUCCUUGACUUCCUUUUAGUAAAGAACAUUAUCCUUUUAACCACCACCGUUUUACUAGACUACUUACAUGUUGUCUAGUUCUUCUCCACCUAUUAUAUUAAUUCACAAAAGUAUAGUGCUGAGAGAGUUGAUAAUUGAGAUUGAAUUGAACCCACAAAAAUAUCAAAGAAAACAAAAUAAUUUCAAUGGAGUCUAAUCAAAAACCUCAUGCUGUAUUUGUUCCAUUUCCAGCACAGGGUCAUAUCAACCCAAUGAUGCAACUAGCCAAACUCUUCCGUUGCAACGGUUUCCACAUAACCUUCGUCAACACCGAAUUCAACCACAAACGUUUCAUUAGAUCUCUUGGAUCAGACUUCGUGAAAGGUCUCCCAGAUUUUCAAUUUGAAACCAUACCCGAUGGUUUACCGGAAUCAGAUAAAGACGCAACACAAGAUGUCGAACCGUUGUGUGAAGCAGUUAGAAAUAACUGUUAUGCUCCAUUGAAGGAGCUUGUGAAAAAGCUCAACACUUCAUCAUCUCAUAUUCCAGUUAGUUGUGUAGUUGCUGAUGGGCUUUCGGGGUUUGCUGCAAGAGUAGCGAAGGAUUUGGGGAUUCGAGAGUUGCAGUUUUGGACUGCUUCUGCUUGUGGAUUUCUUGGAUAUUUGUAUUUUGAUGAACUUGUCGAAAGGGGAAUUCUUCCAUUCAAAGAUGAAAAUUUUGAUGUCGAUGGUACCUUGGAAACAAGUUUAGAUUGGACUUUAGGAAUGAAAGAUAUUAGACUAAAAGAUCUACCAAGCUUCAUAAGAAUCACCAAUCUAGAUGAUAUUAUGUUUAAUUUUCAAGGAUCUGAAGCACAAAAUUGUUUGAGAUCGUCAACAAUUAUAAUUAACUCAUUUGAAGAAUUGGAAGGUGAAGCUCUCGACACCCUUAGGGCUAAAAACCCAAACAUAUAUAGUAUUGGUCCCCUUCACAUGCUUGGUAGGAACUUUCCAGAGAAGGAGCAUGGUUUUAAGGAGAGUGGAUCAAGUUUGUGGAAAACUGAUAGAGAAUGCAUAAAAUGGUUGAACAAAUGGAAACCUUUCUCUGUCUUAUAUGUUAAUUAUGGAAGUGUAACUGUUAUGACAAAUAAUCACUUGAAGGAAUUUGCUUGGGGGAUAGCAAAUAGCAAGUUACCAUUCUUAUGGAUAAUGAGGCCAGAUACAGUAAUGGGUGAAGAAAUUACAUCCUUACCACAAGAGUUUUUAGAUGAGGUCAGGGAUAGAGGAUACAUAACUAGUUGGUGUUUUCAAGAUGAAGUUCUUAAUCAUCCAUCUGUAGGGGGAUUUUUAACUCAUUGUGGUUGGAAUUCUACACUUGAAGCUAUUUCUUCAAGUGUGCCUACUAUUUGUUGGCCAUUUUUUGCUGAGCAACAAACAAAUUGUAGAUAUUUAUGUAACACUUGGAGAAUAGGGAUGGAAAUUAACUACGAUGUGAAAAGGGAUGAGAUAACAGAAAUUGUGAUGGAAAUGAUGGAAGGAGAAAAGGGAAAAGAAAUGAGACACGAGUGCUUGAAGUGGAAAAAGAAAGCUACAAAAGCUACUAACUUGGGAGGAUCGUCAAACAAUAAUUUUCAUAAGUUAAUCAAAGAGGUUCUUCAUCCCAAUGUUAUUUGAAUUUUAAAUAUCAGUCUAAUAUAUGAAUUGUGUUUGGUUUAGAUGUAAUAUUUAUGUUAUAUUACUUUUAUUUAAAAUAUUUUCAUUUCGUAUUAUUGUAUUAUGAAUGUUAGCUCUUAAGACAGAUAUUAAAAAUAAAAAUUUGAUGAUUUUUGUA
Molecule: messenger RNA, 1910 nt
Organism: Vicia villosa (hairy vetch)
Lineage: Eukaryota; Viridiplantae; Streptophyta; Magnoliopsida; Fabales; Fabaceae
Product: linamarin synthase 1-like
Exons: 2
Coding region: 308-1753 (481 amino acids)
Molecular function (GO): UDP-glycosyltransferase activity
Source: RefSeq, a predicted model, not a curated record